This is a messenger RNA of Homo sapiens (human), 6812 nucleotides long. RefSeq names its product guanylate binding protein 5 (gene GBP5). Bases 537 to 2297 code for a protein of 586 amino acids. Gene Ontology annotation, cellular component: cytoplasm; symbiont cell surface; cytoplasmic vesicle. Gene Ontology annotation, biological process: positive regulation of interleukin-1 beta production; protein targeting; positive regulation of innate immune response. NCBI's taxonomy places the organism in Eukaryota, Metazoa, Chordata, Mammalia, Primates, Hominidae. The transcript has 12 exons. Gene Ontology annotation, molecular function: GTP binding; GTPase activity. The record is from RefSeq and is marked reviewed.
ACUGAGGUCACCCUCCAGGCUGUGGAACCUUUGUUCUUUCACUCUUUGCAAUAAAUCUUGCUGCUGCUCACUCUUUGGGUCCACACUGCCUUUAUGAGCUGUAACACUCACUGGGAAUGUCUGCAGCUUCACUCCUGAAGCCAGCGAGACCACGAACCCACCAGGAGGAACAAACAACUCCAGACGCGCAGCCUUAAGAGCUGUAACACUCACCGCGAAGGUCUGCAGCUUCACUCCUGAGCCAGCCAGACCACGAACCCACCAGAAGGAAGAAACUCCAAACACAUCCGAACAUCAGAAGGAGCAAACUCCUGACACGCCACCUUUAAGAACCGUGACACUCAACGCUAGGGUCCGCGGCUUCAUUCUUGAAGUCAGUGAGACCAAGAACCCACCAAUUCCGGACACGCUAAUUGUUGUAGAUCAUCACUUCAAGGUGCCCAUAUCUUUCUAGUGGAAAAAUUAUUCUGGCCUCCGCUGCAUACAAAUCAGGCAACCAGAAUUCUACAUAUAUAAGGCAAAGUAACAUCCUAGACAUGGCUUUAGAGAUCCACAUGUCAGACCCCAUGUGCCUCAUCGAGAACUUUAAUGAGCAGCUGAAGGUUAAUCAGGAAGCUUUGGAGAUCCUGUCUGCCAUUACGCAACCUGUAGUUGUGGUAGCGAUUGUGGGCCUCUAUCGCACUGGCAAAUCCUACCUGAUGAACAAGCUGGCUGGGAAGAACAAGGGCUUCUCUGUUGCAUCUACGGUGCAGUCUCACACCAAGGGAAUUUGGAUAUGGUGUGUGCCUCAUCCCAACUGGCCAAAUCACACAUUAGUUCUGCUUGACACCGAGGGCCUGGGAGAUGUAGAGAAGGCUGACAACAAGAAUGAUAUCCAGAUCUUUGCACUGGCACUCUUACUGAGCAGCACCUUUGUGUACAAUACUGUGAACAAAAUUGAUCAGGGUGCUAUCGACCUACUGCACAAUGUGACAGAACUGACAGAUCUGCUCAAGGCAAGAAACUCACCCGACCUUGACAGGGUUGAAGAUCCUGCUGACUCUGCGAGCUUCUUCCCAGACUUAGUGUGGACUCUGAGAGAUUUCUGCUUAGGCCUGGAAAUAGAUGGGCAACUUGUCACACCAGAUGAAUACCUGGAGAAUUCCCUAAGGCCAAAGCAAGGUAGUGAUCAAAGAGUUCAAAAUUUCAAUUUGCCCCGUCUGUGUAUACAGAAGUUCUUUCCAAAAAAGAAAUGCUUUAUCUUUGACUUACCUGCUCACCAAAAAAAGCUUGCCCAACUUGAAACACUGCCUGAUGAUGAGCUAGAGCCUGAAUUUGUGCAACAAGUGACAGAAUUCUGUUCCUACAUCUUUAGCCAUUCUAUGACCAAGACUCUUCCAGGUGGCAUCAUGGUCAAUGGAUCUCGUCUAAAGAACCUGGUGCUGACCUAUGUCAAUGCCAUCAGCAGUGGGGAUCUGCCUUGCAUAGAGAAUGCAGUCCUGGCCUUGGCUCAGAGAGAGAACUCAGCUGCAGUGCAAAAGGCCAUUGCCCACUAUGACCAGCAAAUGGGCCAGAAAGUGCAGCUGCCCAUGGAAACCCUCCAGGAGCUGCUGGACCUGCACAGGACCAGUGAGAGGGAGGCCAUUGAAGUCUUCAUGAAAAACUCUUUCAAGGAUGUAGACCAAAGUUUCCAGAAAGAAUUGGAGACUCUACUAGAUGCAAAACAGAAUGACAUUUGUAAACGGAACCUGGAAGCAUCCUCGGAUUAUUGCUCGGCUUUACUUAAGGAUAUUUUUGGUCCUCUAGAAGAAGCAGUGAAGCAGGGAAUUUAUUCUAAGCCAGGAGGCCAUAAUCUCUUCAUUCAGAAAACAGAAGAACUGAAGGCAAAGUACUAUCGGGAGCCUCGGAAAGGAAUACAGGCUGAAGAAGUUCUGCAGAAAUAUUUAAAGUCCAAGGAGUCUGUGAGUCAUGCAAUAUUACAGACUGACCAGGCUCUCACAGAGACGGAAAAAAAGAAGAAAGAGGCACAAGUGAAAGCAGAAGCUGAAAAGGCUGAAGCGCAAAGGUUGGCGGCGAUUCAAAGGCAGAACGAGCAAAUGAUGCAGGAGAGGGAGAGACUCCAUCAGGAACAAGUGAGACAAAUGGAGAUAGCCAAACAAAAUUGGCUGGCAGAGCAACAGAAAAUGCAGGAACAACAGAUGCAGGAACAGGCUGCACAGCUCAGCACAACAUUCCAAGCUCAAAAUAGAAGCCUUCUCAGUGAGCUCCAGCACGCCCAGAGGACUGUUAAUAACGAUGAUCCAUGUGUUUUACUCUAAAGUGCUAAAUAUGGGAGUUUCCUUUUUUUACUCUUUGUCACUGAUGACACAACAGAAAAGAAACUGUAGACCUUGGGACAAUCAACAUUUAAAUAAACUUUAUAAUUAUUUUUUCAAACUUUCAUAUAGAGUUAUAAGAUUAUGAUGCUGGUAUCUGGUAAAAUGUACAUCCCAGUAGUCCAAUAGUUUAAAUGUUUAUUGCUUCCUUUAAGAGAUUAUAAAUUGUAUAAGGGACAUUGUAUCACUGCCUUCAUUUAUGCGUGAUAUUGGGAUGGUUUCAUCAGGAGAUGCUUUCCUUGCAUCUCAAUGUCAUCUGUCUAAUUUCUCAUAAGGGGAUUAUGUUACCUAGAGCAGGGCUUCCCAACCCUCAGGCCAUAGACUAGCUCUGAUCUGUGGCCUCUUAGGAACCCGGCCACACAGCAGGAGGUGAGCAGCAGGUAAGUGAGCAUUACAGCCUGAGCUCCACCUCCUGUCAGAUCAGCAGUGACAUUAGAUUCUCACAGGAGUGGGAACCCUAUUGUGAACUGUGCAUGCAAAAGAUCUAGGUUGUGUGAUCCUUGUGGAACAAUAUAAACCAGAAACCAAUAACGCCACCCCACCUCCAACCCCCGCCAACCCUCUGUGGAAAAAUUACCUUCCACGAAACUGGUCCCUGAUGCCAAAUAGGUUGGGGGACCGCUGACCUAGAGGGAGUUAUGCACAUGGGCUUAUAAGGUUAGCCAAGAGAAAGGACAAGAAGACCCAAAGUCGGCAAGCAAAUUUAUUAACCUGCUGGGCUGCUCUACAGAAAUCUGAGGAGGCAGACACCGGGCUUACAGGCUAAGGGGUAUAAGUAGGUCUGCAGGGGUUUUGUGUGUGUGUGCGGGGGUGUCGGGGGGGCAAGGCCAUUUGUGGAGACUUUUCCUCCCAGUAUGGCCACAUCCUGCAGUUUGUCAGUUUUUGCCCCCGCCUGGCUCAGGGUACCAGGAUGUGGUUUAGCUUAGGGGUGGUUAUAGUGGCACCUAAGUUCUGGGAACUUGCGGUGGGGGCGACCUUUUGGACGAAAAAUAAGCUGCAGGGCAGCUAGGGGAGGGGGCUUGUUAUAUUCCUCUGGGGGCAGGGUGUCCCUAACUGGGCUCAGUCGGAAGGAACUUGACCAAAGUCUGGGCUCAGUUGGGCAUCACUCAGGCUAAUGGUCGUGUGCUGGAUGCCAUCAGAGGGAAGUACCAAUGGUAAAGUGGAAACAAUGUGCAGCUUUCAACUGGGUGGAGGCUGCUAUUCUGUGGACAGUGAGAUGUUUCCUUGGCACUGUCAAUAGACAAUCUGCGUAGAGAAAUUCCAAGCUGAAAGCCAAUAAUGUUAUAAUAAAAUAGAGAUUCUUCAGAAGAUGAAAGGAAUUACCAGCAUGGAAAUUGUGUCAUAGGCUUAAGGGCUAAAGAAGAAGCCUUUUCUUUUCUGUUCACCCUCACCAAGAGCACAACUUAAAUAGGGCAUUUUAUAACCUGAACACAAUUUAUAUUGGACUUAAUUAUUAUGUGUAAUAUGUUUAUAAUCCUUUAGAUCUUAUAAAUAUGUGGUAUAAGGAAUGCCAUAUAAUGUGCCAAAAAUCUGAGUGCAUUUAAUUUAAUGCUUGCUUAUAGUGCUAAAGUUAAAUGAUCUUAAUUCUUUGCAAUUAUAUAUGAAAAAUGACUGAUUUUUCUUAAAAUAUGUAACUUAUAUAAAUAUAUCUGUUUGUACAGAUUUUAACCAUAAAAACAUUUUUGGAAAACCAUAAAUCAGUUCCUUUGUUUGUAUUUUUCUCAAAGUUAAAAGUCUAUAGAGAAAGACUGAAUUUCCCUAAGGAGAUUAAGAAUUGCUUUAAGACUAGAAUUAAAACACACUUUAUUACAUCUUUUUAUGUACUUUUUGUUACUUUGUUUUGUAUAUCUCCAGUAAAAUUUUUUUUGUUUAAAUUAUAGAAACAUUACACAAAGCUCUGUUUUUCUCCCUUAUAAGUACUUACUCAUAUAAGGAAUUUUCCACUUAGGUAAUAUGAUAGGAGCUUGAAUUUUUUUAGUCACCCAAAAUAUGAUUUACUUAUAUACAGAAAAAAGCCGAAAAAUUUUAGUGUCUGCUCUUUUUACUGUUCUUUGAAGAGCUUUAAUAUGAGGAAUUUUUCAUAUCAGAUAGGAUGUGGUGCUACUCAGCAGUAUUUCUAGAUUUGAACUGAAGUUCAGAAGGUACCAGCAUAUUCAACUGAGCAUUUGUCUAGCAAUACCCUACAAUUACCUUUUCAAGCUGUGCAAUUUAUAAAGAAAAAAAUACAUUUUAUCAUCCAAGGAAAUGUUAUCAGUAAAAAGAAUAGCUCUAUCUCCAAAUUAAAUAUUGAUAUCUUUAUUACCCAUCUUAAAGAAAUUUUUUAAAAUCCUGAGACUCAGAAAAUUAAGUCAUUUAAGGUUUCACACCUUGUUACUGUUAACCUAGACCAUGUUACAAAGUAGUUGAUUUCUAGUCUAAUUUAACUUUUGCUAUUAUAUCUCCCCCACCAAAAACCAGAGAGGCAUGCUGCUUUCAUUAGUGAUCCACAGAUAUUCUUCCCCACCAGCUUCCCUGGAUCCCACUCAUCCCCAAAUACUCUGAUCUCACAGGUUAGAGAUCUGUCACUGGGUGCAAAAGAACAAGAAAAGGCACUGUAAGGUAAACAUUGAUGAUUUCUUGAAACUACCAGUAAGUAGCUUAUAUUUUCUGACUUUCUUUGUCUUACUGUUGUGAAAUCAACUGAUCUAGUUUUAAAUGUAAUGAAAAGCAAAGCAAUAGAUUCUCCCCUAGAGCCUGCAGAUGGAAUGCAGCCUUGUUAACAUCUUGAUUUAAGCUUCACAGACUUCUGAUUUCCAAAACUGUAAGAUAAUAAGCUUCUGUUGUUUUAAGCCACAAAAUUAGUAAUAAUUUGUUAUAGCAGCAAUAGGAAACAAGUACAAAAUCUUUAUUAGUUAAUACUAUGAAUAGUUAUUCAUACCAGCUAAGAGAUAUUUGGAAUUUAUUAUGGAUCACUUUAUUAUGGUCACUGUAGUAAUUCACCUGUUGCUCAUAAAAACCUUAUAAACAUUUAGUAUUGUUUUAUGGCAAUUGUUAUUUUAAACAAUAUUAUCAAUGUAUGUUAGUGUUAUCAUUAUUAAAGUUAUUAUUGUUAAAGCAUUGAAAUUAAAUAAAUUAAGGUCAGUACCACAGAAGGCCUUUUGAAUUUAGAACCCACAUUAAUAACCAUCUUGUGGUACUUUCUUAUCUUGCUUAGUGAUACGGUUUGGCUGUGUCCACUCAAAUCUCAUCUUGAAUUAUGGCUCCCAUAAUGCCCACGUGUUGUGGGAGGGACCAGGUGGGAGGUAAUCAAAUCAUGGGGGUGGGUUUUCAUGUGCUUUUUUCAUGAUAGUGAAUAAGUCGCCUGAGAUCUGAUGGCUUCAUAAAGGGCAAUUCCCCUGCACAUGCUCUCUUGCCUGACACCAUGUAAGAUGUGCCUUUGUUCCUCUUUCAUCUUCUGCUGUGGUUGUGAGGCCUCCCCACCCAUGUGAAACUACAAGUCCAUUACAUCUCUUUUCCUUUAUAAAUUACCCAGUCUUGAGUAUUUCUUCAUAGCAGUAUGAAAAUGGACUAAUAUACUUAGGAAAACAUAGAAAUACUGAAUAAUGUGUUAAAAUUUAGAAGGAAUUACUAAAAUAAUUGAAAUCAAAAGCAUAGAUUCAAAACAAUGUAUAAGAAUUCAGCACAAAAUAAGCAGGUAAAGAAAUUUCUAAAAUGAAGUAGAGAAAAUGUGGUAAUGACUCUAGUGUAUAACGAUCACCAACAGAAUAGAAAGUCCAAAAAAUAGACUUUAUAGGAAUAAUACAGGGUAAAGAUAGACUUCUUAGUAGGUUGGGACUACUGGAUGGCCAUAUAGGAAAAGAUCAAGUUGUAACCAGACCUCACACACAAUACACUAAAAUAAGAAAAAGGAACCACACCCAAAUUGAUAAAAUAUAAAAUGUAAAACUAUGAAAAUGCAUUUGAAGAAAUCAAGGUUAUGUUCUUCAUAAACCUGUAGAGGAGAGGGCCUUUCUAAAUGUGACUCAAAACUCUUGAAAUCUCUCUUGACCCCAUGUCUCAGUCAGUUUCAACACAAUCUUUGUUCCCUUUCAAAGCAAUAUUUUAGUUAGUUACAUCCCAUUCUCUGUUUUUCAAAAUUAUUAAAUGUGACACAUACUGAAGAGUACAAAAAACAUAAAAUGUACAAUAUUCAAUAUAAAUAAAUUACAAGAUGAACGCACAAGUAACAACCCAGGUACAUACAUUCAGCAUUACUAAAAUUCUAUAGGUGUAUAUGACAACUUCUGACAACCCUGCUAGAGCCAACUAAUAUCACAACUUUCACAACUAUUUUCUAGGAUUUUAUUAUAAACAUGUGAGCUCCUAAGUAAUGUAAUUUUGUUUGGCCUGUUUUCAAACUUUAUUUAAAUGGAAUUACAUUGUUUGUAUUCUUUUAUGCCUUGCUUCAUUUGUUAAUAAAAUCUUUAUAAGAUUCAUCUA